GUUGAUGCUGAGGAACAGCCGAUCUGGCGGAGGAGGCAAGUGCACUCAUUUAGACAUUCACCACAAUACCAAUAUGAGCGAACAUGAACGCGGUCCGAAAGGAGGACAGCCAAACUCUAACACCAGCGAUGAAAACAACAGGGUAGCUGUCAAGGAUUUAUAUGACGAUGGGAAAGCAACCAGGAAGCCCCGUCCGCCCAAACCAAGCAACGCUGUAACGAUCGCGGUGUCGUCGCGUACUCUGUUUAACAUGGGGAAGGAAAGGAAGGUGUUUGAAGAGGAGGGGCUGGAGAGGUAUGUUACCUAUCAGCUGGAGCUCGAGGACCAGCCUUUUAUCCCAGGGGUCGCAUUCCCCUUUGUCAAGGCACUGAUGAAUGUAAAUGCCCGCUUGCGGGAACUGUACCCAGACAGUGAGGAACUGUUUGAUAUUGUGCUGAUGACUAAUAACCAUGCCCAGGUCGGAGUUCGCCUCAUCAACAGCAUCAAUUACUAUGAUCUAACUAUUGAGAGGUUUUGCAUGACGGGUGGGGAAAGUCCGAUUGGUUACCUAAAGGCCUACAUGACCAACCUCUACCUAUCUAAAGAUUCCAAGAAGGUGCAAGAAGCUAUCGAAGAAGGAAUAGCAGCUGCUACGAUGUUUGCAUGUGACAAUGAGAAUCAGCUCAGUGACACGCAGUUACGCGUAGCCUUUGACGGAGAUGCUGUUCUGUUUUCCGACGAAUCAGAAAUUAUCGUAAAGGAACAUGGGUUGGACACCUUUUUUAUGCACGAAAAAGAGUUUGAGAACAAGCCUCUUGCCCAGGGUCCCCUGAAAUGCUUCCUGGAGGCACUGGGUAAACUCCAGCGCAAAUUUUAUGCGAAAAACCAACGCAUUAACUGCCCAAUCCGCACUUACCUGGUCACAGCUCGAAGCGCUGCCAGUGCUGGAGCCCGUGUCCUGAAGACCCUGCGGAGCUGGGGGUUGGAGAUAGAUGAGGCCCUCUUUCUGGCUGGGGCUCCUAAGGGACCUCUCCUACUAAAGAUCAGGCCUCACAUCUUCUUUGAUGAUCAGAUGUUUCAUAUUGAGGGAGCCCAGGAGCUGGGGACUAUCGCCGCCCAUGUGCCUUAUGGGAUUGGACAAAAGUACCAUAAAGGGCAACGCAUAGACACAAGCAAUGCAGAAAAUAAGGAAAAAAAUUGAUGAUUAUCAAAAGCAAAUUCCAUAUCUAAUCUCUUUACAUACGUAAACAUCUAGGGGUGGUUUCCUGGACAACAAUUAGCUUAAACCAGAACUAGGCCUUAGUUUAAUUAGGAAAUGUAACUAGUUUUAACAAAUAUGCCUUACUAAAAACAUUUCUGGAAUGCGUUUCGAGGCAAAGCAAAGGGCACUGAUGUAUUUUAAGAUAUGUCAGUGCAAGUUGUUUUCACCUCUUACAUUUAUUUUAGUGUAGGACUAGUCUAAUCCCUGUCCGGGAAACCGCCCCUACAGUAUGUCAGUGUCAUAUCUCAUCUUUAAAAUACCUCUACUAUAAAUGUUUACUUCUAUUAAUAACAAACUGGGUCUGGAGCUCAAGUGAAGCAAGUGCAUGGAAUACCCUGCAAGUAUAUAUUUAUUUAUUUUGGUCCCUUUUAGGUGUGUUUUAAACCUUGAAUCUUACAGAUGCAUGUUUACUUAAGUUGGGUGUGUGUUGAUAAAUGUUUAAUAUAAAGUUUCCUUACUUUUUCUUUUAUUUACAUAAUUGGGUUACCCAGCAUUAUUAUGUACAGUACUUAUAGACGGUUUCAGCAACAACAUAAACACACAGCUUUUAUGAACUAAACGCAACUUUCAGUAGACUGCCAAUACGGCUUUUUAACAUGUUAAUCAAAGUUUGCUGUUUAAUAUCUAUUUCAUUAUAUUUAUGAUCUCAGGGAAUACGCACAAAAACAUUACGUGUUUUGUUUUAUUUAUAGUGUGAGAUUUUGCUGUUUAGUGCACCUUUUUUGUUCGCACUGUAGCUUGUUUACUGCUGUAUUUUGUAACCAAUAAGAGUUCCAGACUUAUUAUCCGCAAUAAUGAGCUAUACCCUGCCUAUAUAAAUGCUACAAUAGGAAACCACAUAGAAUGUAUUUUUACAAAUGUUAAAACCUCUUUGUUUUUCUCUUAAGGUGCAAUACAUUUUUCAGUAUAUUAAAAUUAGUUUUGUCCACACAAAUGUCAUGCUAUAAACACUGGAUUUAU
Paramisgurnus dabryanus is the source of this 2200-nucleotide messenger RNA. It is a transcript of the gene nt5c1ba, whose product is annotated as 5'-nucleotidase, cytosolic IB a. Gene Ontology annotation, biological process: adenosine metabolic process; nucleotide metabolic process. Lineage: Eukaryota; Metazoa; Chordata; Actinopteri; Cypriniformes; Cobitidae. The record is from RefSeq and is a predicted model, not a curated record. Gene Ontology annotation, molecular function: nucleotide binding; magnesium ion binding; 5'-nucleotidase activity. Gene Ontology annotation, cellular component: cytoplasm; cytosol.